UUCUUUUCGAGAAAAUUAUUAAUUUUGUAUUCACUCGAGUGUAAUUAGCAUAUUUUUACUCCUAUUGUGACAUAUGAAGGUAAGUAGAGUGAUUAGAAAUGCAGACAAUAAAGUGUGUGGUGGUAGGAGAUGGGGCGGUUGGUAAAACUUGUCUGCUGAUUUCCUACACUACAAACAAAUUUCCAUCGGAAUACGUUCCAACCGUUUUCGAUAACUAUGCGGUCACAGUAAUGAUUGGUGGAGAGCCAUACACGCUCGGAUUAUUUGACACAGCUGGUCAGGAAGAUUACGAUCGACUGAGACCCUUAAGUUAUCCCCAAACAGACGUGUUUCUUGUCUGCUUUUCAGUCGUGUCUCCUUCAUCGUUUGAAAACGUGAAAGAAAAGUGGGUUCCUGAAAUAACGCAUCACUGCCAAAAAACGCCCUUCUUACUCGUUGGCACACAAAUAGACUUGAGGGAUGAUGCAGCUACGAUUGAAAAACUCGCAAAAAAUAAACAAAAACCAAUAACGGGCGAGCAAGGCGAGAAACUUGCAAAGGAACUCAAAGCAGUGAAAUAUGUUGAGUGCAGUGCACUCACACAGAAAGGACUGAAGAAUGUUUUUGACGAAGCUAUAUUAGCAGCAUUGGAGCCACCAGAACCAGUGAGAAGAAGACGCUGUGUCCUCUUGUAGGGAGCUGGCCGCUUCUUUUAUACCAUUAAAAAAAUCGGCACAGCGCACCCUACGUUGUGAGUAUAUCUUAAUAUCGAGGACGAGCUGAUUUCACGGAAAAUCGUGAAAGUGUCCAAGUGAAAUAAUUUCCUAGAAUCACGCGAAAGAACAAAUUGACCAACCUGGACGGCGGGAAGGACCCGUUACGAAUUGUAACCAGGGAGACAGUCUCAUAAAUAUUUAAUAACGAGUAAGGCAUUUUUAAUAAUAAGUUACUAAUGUGAAUUUUUUAAUAAAUCGAUCAUUAAAAAUCACUAAGCAUAAAUUUCUUAUCAAUUGAGAUUCGAGACGGCCUAGGCGAGAAUUAUUGUGAAACUUUUCCCUAGAUAACGAGUUGAACUUGCGCGUUCUGCAACCGACUGAAGGCGUUUCUCGACGCACACUGUAAUUAGUUUUUACUCACUUACGGCCAUAUUUUGCUAAUGCAACGCGAUUUAGUGCUGGCAUGAUAAUACUUCGGAAUAUAACGUGCAUGCAAUCUUUUCUUGUACGUUCGUAUUUUUUUAUGAACAAAUGUAUUUCUAGUACAUUGUAUAAAAAAUGUCUAAUCUAUUGAGA
Molecule: messenger RNA, 1271 nt
Organism: Belonocnema kinseyi
Lineage: Eukaryota; Metazoa; Arthropoda; Insecta; Hymenoptera; Cynipidae
Product: cdc42 homolog
Exons: 5
Coding region: 99-674 (191 amino acids)
Biological process (GO): small GTPase-mediated signal transduction
Molecular function (GO): GTP binding; GTPase activity
Source: RefSeq, a predicted model, not a curated record